AUGAGAGUAAUACUACUAUCUCUUCUGUUAUACAACGCCAGUGCUGCAAAACAGUGGUGUGAAUUUGAUGGUGUUAUCCAGUAUGCAGAUGAUGUCAAUUGCGUUGAGUCUAGUGAAUGGAAUAUCAACGACAUAACAUUUAAGUUCACCGCCAGUUGUUGCACAACCCAGACAAAAACACUCAACGAUGAUGGCGAGAAAAGUGGUGAUGAAAAGGUGUUUAGUUUUGAUAAUGAUAAAAUCGUUUUAAAAACGUUGUUUCUCCAACUUACAAAUAACUAUGCAAAGAUCAAAAUAUGGGACGGAAACCGGACAGAAGGGUUAUUCGUUGCUUUUGGUUGUUUUGAUAAUCAAUCAUUUUGUCGUACAACUGUUAGACAAGAUAAAUUGGCAUAUAUAGACCACCAUUGGCAUGGCAUAUCUCUAUUUUCAGAUAUCGACCAGUACUUUUAUAUUUGGAUAUAUUGGGAAGGAAACGAAUUACCAGUACAACUGUUUAUAGAUGGAUAUGUCUCUCAACACGUUACUCUCGAUUAUAUGAAAUCAUCAACUCAAAAUUUAAGUUAUCUAUACUCCAGAAAUAGAUAUUUAUUUACAGGUAAUUCAAAUGAAGAUUUAAUUGUAAUCAAAAACAAAGAUGGUGUUGCAAAAGAAGUCUGUGAACGGUUUAAAUACAAAAGAUUCCUCUUUUUCGAAAAAUCAUAUAAAACCACAUAUCUUAGUUACACGGCGUGUACUUGUAAAAGUACAACACACCAACUUCUUGAAACUUAUGACUGGAAUUAUCCCGAUUGCCGAUAUAACCAUUCUUUAUACGAUUUGGAUUUAACAAAUGAUGUUGACAAUGAAGUCACAAUAGAAGUUCAACUUUCCUCGUAUUAUUCAGUUUUAUUUGACACAAAUAAGAAAUACAUUUUAACGCCAUUCAACGAUAAAACCACUCCUAUGACUUUCACACAUUUUGAAAUGAAGGAAAAUGUUAAGGUUGAAUUCUUGAUUGAAGUUUUUAUUAAUAAUCUGACGAUAACUUCCAUUGGUGAUUAUUACUUCAAAAAAGGCGUCAAUAUACAAACAGUUAAUAACAACAAAGAUUUUACCAAUAAAAUCUUGUUUUCUGUUGAUAAAAAACUGACUGGUGAUGGUACAUUAUUGUCUUGUGGGCGUAGAGUGUUUUAUGUUGAAUCACUGUUAAAUGGGUAUAUGUGUUAUUGCAAUUACACCAAUGGCGUUUGGGAUCCAUCAGACACGUCUUUGAACAAAGGAGAUUGUUUGGAGUAUUCAUUACAAAGCAGUUUAAUACUUCAAAUCGACUCCGCCAACUACGACGUGGCUGCAUAUCAAAGUUGGCAACAAAUCAACUUUUUCAAUCAAAGAAGUACAAUCACAGGAAGUCAUGUCCUCGAAACACAAAAUGCCAACAUCCAAAGUGAUGUCGUUUUCCAAAACAUUAACACCGUUUUUCAUAUAAAAAAUAUGUUGGAGUUCAACCAAAAUACGCAUAUCAUAUUUCAACAAUUUACAACGCUGUUGAUUGAUGAAGAUGUCAAGACUGUUCUUCACAAUCCACAAAACAACACAAAUAGAAAUGGAAUAAUUAUGAUCGAAACCGAUGCAAACUUUCAAAACAACAACGAUGCAAUGACUGUCCAAUUUGAUAGCACCACUUCAUUAAAUUAUUGCAUCGAAUUGAUAUCUUUUGAAUCCCUUCACCAAUUUGAAGCUUUCACUCCAAAUUCAAAACUGAUUGGCGGGAAAUUAUAUCGGAUUUGUCAUGAAGGAAAUUUACUUAAUGAAAACACGCAAUGCAAUUUCACAGGAAAUGAUAUGAAUGCUCACCUAAGUUACGAAGAAAAUAUCCUUCAUUGUCCAAUUAACACGGAGAACGCAAUGAUUCUGUUGAAAACCAACAACUUGGCACAAACAGUAAACUUCAAUGGUCAUUUUGAACAACAAAAUAAUUCCACUCUGAAAUUUACUAAAAGCAUCAACCAUUUGACUCAAUUUAAAGAAGUGAAUGAAAGUGUUAUUUAUAUCGAAGACAAUUCAAUAGAUGGUGGAGUGUUCACUUUAGAAGAUCAAACAAAAAAGUUGUUUAUGGGAAACAAUUUUGGCUUUCAAAGUUCGACAACAAAAAGUAUGAAGAAAUCGUUGAGUUUUGCAGUGACAAGUGAUACAAAAUACAACUGCGUUGGGUUUGAAGGUAACGUGGACUCAACACAAAAUUCGAUGUGUCUUUCUUGUAAAAAUGAAUGUUAUUUAUAUGAAAAUAAAUGCAAUGUUAUAUCAACUGUAUGUAAUAGAAUAUAUAAAUCAUUGCAUUAUUCUUUAUGUGAAGAAUGUCCGAUAAAAUACGAAGCUAAGAGAUACGAAUGUUAUCAAUGUCCUGACAAGUGUCUUCGUUGCGUUGAUGGAAAAUGCAUUUCUUGUGAACAGAACUAUUAUUAUGAUGACAAUGGUGUCUGUCUACCAAUUGAUAAUUCAACGGGAAGUGUUCAACUCUAUUGGUUACAGAUUGCAAGAAAGUGUUCAGAAGGGUAUUACACGUCAUCUACAACAUGUCUCAAAUGUCCAGACAAUUGUAUUCAAUGCAAAGAUUCAUUAACAUGUCAAAUAUGUAAUACAAUAAGCUUUUUAAUCAAUAAAGGCGAUUCUGUCAUAUGUGAAGUCCAAAGCAAUGUUUCACUUGCAACAACAUCGACUAUUUUGUAUUGUGCAACAAGUUAUUACAAAGAUACAUCGAGUAAUUCUUGUAAAAGGUGUUCAACUACGUUUGGUGAAUUGUGUGAUUUGUGCGAUUUUGACAAAUGUUUGAAGUGUUCGCAAAAUGGAAUCAUCAAUAGAGUGACUGGGCAGUGUGAAGUUCUAUCAGAGACUUCAUGUUCCACAACCCAAAACACGUAUUGUACUUUUUGUGAGCACAAAAAUUAUACUGUGAAUACAAGUGGCCUUUGCGAAGCCAACACCAACUGUGCAAUUUCAUUCAAAAAUGGGAAAUGUCCAGUUUGUGAAGAUGGAUAUUUUAAUACACCUUCAAGAGUAUGUGAACUCAACACUACACAAAGUGACAAAUGUACUAAAUUAACACAAGAAGGCGACAGGUGUUAUCAAUGUCAAACUGGUUAUUUUGUAAAGGACAACAAGUGUUCCAAAUGUUCAGACAAUUGUGUUGAUUGCUAUAAUUUAGAUGAAUGCCUCCUUUGCAAAGACAACUACUUUUUACUUGAAAAUGGGACAUGUGGAGAGAUAUCUGAAGUCACAAACAACUGCAAAAAGCUGAUUCAGACGCGUUCUAUAUGUGCAAUAUGUCACACCAACUACUUCAGAGAUGCAGAUGGAAAGUGCGAGAGUUGUAUUGAGAAUUGUACCACAUGUAAUCAGAAAUCUACAUGUCUACAAUGUGUACAAUACAACUUUUUGCUGACAGAUUCAACAAAAUGUCUUUCAUAUGACUACUUGGAUAACUGCGACAUAAAAACUAUGAGUGGAUGUGCGUUGUGUUCGAAGGGGUAUUUCAUUGUAAAUCAGAUGUGUGCAAAAUGUGACUCAAAAACAACGAAUUGUACUGAAUGUACACAAUAUGGGGUAUGUACAUCAUGUACAGACAACUUCGUCUUAUUAUCAGAUGUUUGUACUUCAAUUGACAAAAUAUCUGAUUGUAUUGAAAUCGCACAAUCGAAGUGCUCUAAAUGCACAUUCUGGCAUAUUCCCAAUAACUCUGGAACGUCCUGCCAAACGCAAGCUGUCUGGUGGGUCAUAUUUGUGUGUGUUUUCUUUGUACUCAUAGUAAUCUUAUUGUUUAUAAUAAUGUGUAUAAUAAUUACUUUCAAAGUGAUUGAACACAAAAGGAGAAAGAAAGCACAAAAGGAGACGUGUCUGUUUGAAAUGAGCAAAUCAAACAUCAAAUUUAUCAAAACGACAAAUAAAAACGUUGUAGUCAAUACCAAUAAAAUAACUUUUGAGAGUGCGGAUUGUGGUGAUCUCAAAGUUGGGGAAGAGUUGCGUGAAUUAAUUUGUAUUGGUAACAAUUCCAAAAACACCAUCAAAGUUCAGUUUUCUUCGAAAGGAGACAACUAUAAAUAUUCAUUCAGAAGUGAGCCAAAAGUCGUUUCAAUUCCAAAAGGAAAAGCGUGUGAAUUUGAGGUUUUUUUGCUGGUGAAUUGUUCGACACAAAUAGAAGAUACCAUCUCUUUGUUCUCUGCAAAUUUAAAGAAAGGGGAGACUUCCGAAGUUUCGAUUGGAAUUAGUGGGAAGACUGAAAUAUCGACGCGUUUAGACCCAGACGAACUUAAAGAAGAAAAGAAACUUGGUGAAGGCUCUUUUGGAAUUGUUUACAAAGGAAUUUUUCGAGGACAUGUUGUUGCAAUUAAAAAGAUGAAGGAAUUUUCUGAGACGAAACAAUCGAUGGAUGAAUUUACAAAAGAGGUGUCAAUGUUAGACAAAUUCCGAAGUGAGUAUAUCGUCCAUUUCUAUGGCGCGGUCUUUAUUCCAUCUAAGAUAUGUAUGGUCACUGAAUUUGCUGAAUUUGGCUCAUUAAGAGACUUGAUGGAUCACAAGACAACCGAAGAAGUCAAUUUAACUGUGAAAACGAAGAUUUGUCUUGAUUCAUCAAAAGGAAUUCUUUAUCUACACGAAAAUGGGAUAUUACACAGAGACAUAAAACCUGACAAUUUCCUGAUAUUUUCACUUGAAGCGAAAGAUACCGUUAAUGCUAAACUAACAGAUUUUGGGUCAAGUAGAAAUGUCAAUCAAUUAGUUUCUAACAUGACAUUUACAAAGGGAAUUGGAACACCAAAGUAUAUGGCGCCUGAGGUGUUAGGCAAAGAGAAAUACAAGAAGGGCGCUGAUGUAUUUUCAUUUGCGAUUACUAUGUAUGAGUGUUUGAUUUGGGCAAAUCCUUUUCCUAAAGACAAGUUUAAGUAUCCAUGGAGUAUCGCAGAUUUCAUCACAAGUGGCAAACGAUUUGACAAACCCGAAGAAAUACCCAAUGUAUUGUAUGACAUAUUAUCUCGAGCAUGGACAUGUAAUGUCGAUGAAAGGUCCGAUAUUGAAACGGUCGUAAAAAGUUUAGAACAAGCAAUAUCAUUAGAUUAG
Molecule: messenger RNA, 5091 nt
Organism: Entamoeba invadens IP1
Lineage: Eukaryota; Evosea; Mastigamoebida; Endamoebidae
Product: protein serine/threonine kinase, putative
Exons: 1
Coding region: 1-5091 (1696 amino acids)
Biological process (GO): protein phosphorylation
Molecular function (GO): protein kinase activity; ATP binding
Source: RefSeq, a predicted model, not a curated record